Messenger RNA from Fraxinus pennsylvanica, 681 nucleotides. Lineage: Eukaryota; Viridiplantae; Streptophyta; Magnoliopsida; Lamiales; Oleaceae. The record is from the annotation of a GenBank genome assembly.
AUGGAGAUUGAAGUGAAGCUCCGUUUAACAAACAAAGCUUCCCACCAGAAGCUUCUUCAAUUGCUCUCUCCAUUUUACAUAACUACACACCGCCAGCACAAUACUUUCUUCGAUGGAACGGGUUCCCAGCUGAGCUCGCGCCGAGCUGUGUUGCGCCUCCGGUUCCAUGAGCAAACUGACAUCCCCAAAUGCUUUGUUUGCCUAAAAGCCAAAGCCGUGAUUACCAACGGGGUGAGCCGCGUCGAGGAGGAUGAGGAGGAGGUGGACCCGUCUAUUGGGUAUGCCUGUUUGGAAGAUCCGAGGAAGCUGAUGGACGUCGAUUCAAGGGUUUUGAGGAGGGUUAAAGAGGAAUUUGGAGUGAACGGUUUUAAGGGGUUGGGUGGCUUCAGGACCGUGAGAAGUGUGUAUGAGUGGAAUGGGGUGAAAUUGGAGGUAGAUGAGGUUAAGUAUGAAUUCGGGGAUUUAAUCUCUCAUGUCAAAGUUUGCAAUUUUCCUUGCCGGAAAGUUGCCUUCUUAGUUAUCUGGCUGGAUGAUUUUUCAGAAGCUGGUGGAAGAGGAUUAAUAAACCAAGGGUCUUUCCUUACAGACAAGUUCUCUAAAACCUAUAUGGACUUGAAGUCCAAUAACAACUUGGUGUUUUCUGGUUAUUUUGUUUGGCCUUUUCGUCCGAUGAACUGCUGA